Messenger RNA from Dendrobium catenatum, 2002 nucleotides. Its product is annotated as glutamate--glyoxylate aminotransferase 2. Gene Ontology annotation, molecular function: L-alanine:glyoxylate transaminase activity; L-alanine:2-oxoglutarate transaminase activity; pyridoxal phosphate binding. Gene Ontology annotation, biological process: photorespiration; biosynthetic process. Lineage: Eukaryota; Viridiplantae; Streptophyta; Magnoliopsida; Asparagales; Orchidaceae. The transcript is spliced from 14 exons. The record is from RefSeq and is a predicted model, not a curated record. The coding region runs from base 285 to 1730 and encodes 481 amino acids.
UCGUCGAAUCCAUUAUCCUCCCCAAUUCCUGAACUUAUUUUCGCGCAUUUGCGCUCUGAGAUCGAGAUUGAAGUUGGAAUAUCAAAUAUCCCUUUUUUAUAUAUACAUUUGCCGCCUCGUCUUUUCAGACAAAAGGAGAGGCUACAGUGAGCCUCGUUAUCCACGGGGAGUCCUCAUCCUUUUAGUUUCCAUUGCUUCGCCCCUUUCUAUUCAGUUGUUCACCUUAUUUGGCUUGAAGGAUCACCUUUGCAAUCUUAGUUCUUUGGGGGUGGGAGUAAGCAAUCAUGCCGCCUAAGCCAUUGGAUUAUGAAUCUCUGAACGAGAAUGUGAAGAAGGUGGCGUAUGCGGUCAGGGGCGAGCUUUAUCUGCGGGCUUCCGAGCUGCAGAAGGAAGGGAAAAAGAUAAUUUUCACAAAUGUUGGCAAUCCUCAUGCUUUAGGGCAGAAACCAUUGACAUUUCCUCGCCAGGUGGUAGCACUCUGUCAAGCUCCAUUUCUUCUUGAAGAUCCAAAUGUGGCACUACUAUUUCCAGCUGAUGCCAUUGCAAGAGCCAAACAUUACCUUUCAAUGACUUCCGGCGGCCUUGGUGCAUAUAGUGAUUCUCGAGGUCUUCCUGGUAUAAGGAAUGAAAUUGCUGAGUUCAUUAAGAGACGUGAUGGAUACCCUAGCGAUCCAGAACUUAUAUUUCUCACAGAUGGUGCCAGCAAAGGUGUUAUGCAGAUGCUAAAUUCUAUUAUCAGAAAUGAUAGAGAUGGGAUUUUGGUGCCAGUUCCACAAUACCCUCUUUAUUCAGCUACAAUAUCCUUAUAUGGUGGCUCCCUUGUGCCAUAUUAUUUAGAGGAAGAAGAAAACUGGGGUCUUGACUUGGACAAUGUUAAAAAGUCAGUAGCAACGGCACGCGCUAAUGGGAUAACUAUUCGAGCUAUGGUGAUCAUAAACCCAGGAAACCCUACUGGACAAUGUCUCAGUGAAGCCAAUUUAAAGGAAAUAUUGUUGUUUUGCUAUCGAGAAAACUUAGUCCUGCUUGCAGAUGAAGUUUAUCAACAAAAUAUAUAUCAGGACGAGCGGCCUUUCAUAAGUGCUAGAAAGAUAUUGUUGGAUAUGGGCCCUCCUAUCAGCAAGGAGGUGCAACUUGUUUCCUUCCACACUGUUUCAAAAGGAUACUGGGGCGAAUGCGGACAGCGUGGAGGAUACUUUGAGAUGACUAAUCUUUCUCCGCAGACCGUUGAUGAAAUUUAUAAAGUUGCUUCAGUUUCACUGAGCCCCAAUGUCCCUGGUCAGAUUUUUCUAGGGUUGAUGGUGAAUCCUCCAAAGCCAGGUGAUAUCUCCUACUUGAAAUACUCUGCAGAGAGCAAAGCAGUCCUAGAUUCCCUUAGGAGAAGAGCUCAUAUAAUGACUGAUGGAUUUAAUAGCUGCAAAAAUGUAGUUUGUAAUUUUACAGAAGGUGCUAUGUAUUCAUUUCCACAAAUUCGCUUACCACCAAAGGCAAUUGAAGCUGCAAAAAAGGCUGGAAAGGCUCCUGAUGUUUUCUAUUGCCUUAAGCUCUUGGAAGCUACUGGUAUUUCUACAGUUCCAGGCUCAGGAUUUGGCCAGAAGGAUGGCGUUUUUCAUCUAAGGACAACCAUACUACCAGCUGAGCAAGAUAUGCCUGCUAUAAUGGCCAGCUUCAAAAAAUUCAAUGACGAGUUCAUGGAGCAAUAUGAGAAUUACAGAGGAUUUUCCAGGAUAUGACUCCUGUAAGUAAAGAAACUUCAAUGUUUGAUGCAUAUUUGUGUGGGAAAUGAGAAAGAAAUAGCCAUUAUACUUUAAUUCAUGUAAUUUCUGAAAGGAAUUUCCAAUGUCCAUAUCAUUACUGUAAUUCUGCAGCAGUGAAGGGAACCUAAACCCUGCAUGUUUGGUCUUUCCAUGUUAUUUGGAAAGUCUGAUACUCAAAAGUAUGUGAUUGCCUUUCUCUGGCAUAUUUAAGUAUAGUUUUUUUAGAUAUGAAAUAGUUAUUACUUGCA